AGCAUAUUUGCGGGCGGAGCUAAGGAGGCUGAGAUGGAGGGAUGCUGCUGAACAGAUAGCAGGUGGACACCGCUGAUGUUUACAUGAUGCACUUUGCAGAGGGGGGAUCAGAGGAAGCUGGAUAGAAGAUUUUUGUUUUCGUCGUACAGAGUACAUUUCACUCUGGGGCUGGUUUUGUAUUUAUUUUUAAUCGCAGAGAGAUCUGAGCUCCGCUGCUCAGCAGACCGACAGACUGCGAAAGGCUCCGUCUGUGUCUGUCGUGUCGCUGGAGGUUGCGACGAUGUGAAGCUCCAUCGUUGGGUCGACGGCCGAAGCCUUUUCCCUGAAACCUGAUAUUAUGCAGGGAACAAGGCGCACUGGACGGAUUAAAGGGGAACAAAGCACCGGUUUAGAAAACGUUUUGCAAACUGGCAGAAUUAGCCAACUAUGGUCGACCCCUCAGAGGCUGAGGAGCAGAAUAAGUGUAAAGGUCCACAGCUCAACACACCGGCUGUGGCCACUGACGACCCUCGACUGCCAGAACAGGCUGACGGCACUACAACAGAGGAGGAUGGGGAUGCCGGUUUUGAGACACCGCCCACCGGCAGUUCUGAGCCGAGCCCCUGUCACUCUGCAUCCCCAACGGGGCCAGACGCCGCCUGUCAGGGGGCCCCAUCUCAGCAACCACAGACUCAGACUGACAAAGAUCUGUCACCCAAAUUGCACCUGGACCUGUACAACUUUGACUCACCGGCUGCAGAGGGUAGCCGAUACGUGUUAACAAGUCCCCACUCUCUGGAGGCGUGUGCUCGAUGUGGGGUCAAACCUGUGGAGCUCCUGCCCCGCCCGCUCUCUGACUUUGCCCGGGAGGCUCCCGGCCGCUCUAUGCGUGUUGCGACAGGGCUGUUUGAAGUCUAUGAAAGGGACAGGAAUGCCAAACUGAGGCAGUGCAGGGAGGAGAGGGAGAGGAUAGUCAGAGAGGAAAAAAGAAGAAUUCUGCAGGCUACAGUCAAUACCGGCGGCAGUGCGCCAUCCUCCUCUGUGGAGCAGCAGCACAAAGCCUCCUCUGGCUCCACUCAGCUUUCUAAAUCUGGGUCGGUGACCUCCAGCUCAGCCCCUGAUUUUGGAGUAUCCUCUAGAGCCACAGCAUCAGGUCCAACCUCUAAAACUGGCACAGGUCUUUUAUCUAAAGCCCCCACCUCCAGUCUUAGUACCUCCCCUAAAUCUGCCCAGUCCGCAAAAACUGGUUCCACAACCUCUACGCCAUCUUCAAAGGGCGGUUUCCAAGGAUCUGCCAAGCAUCCUUUGUCCUCCUCAUCUGAACAAGUAAAAACCACACGGCCACUCUCAUCUGGCCCCCCACCAGUAGUAAGGAAGUCCUCAGGCGGUAAAUCUGUGAGCACUUUCCCCAGAUCAACACCAAAACACCCUUCCUUCCCCAGAGCCAACUCUACAUUAACCUCAUCAGUGUCAAAGCCUGCAGUUCAGAACACUGGGACACCUCUGAAUGGUGUAACAGGAGGACCGUUCAUUCAGCAAAACGGACAUCUUGGAUUUCAUUCCAAAGGGCGAGGAAAAAGCCAUUCACUGGAGUCCUUACAGCGGAGGAUGGAUCACGGCUGCUCUUCCACUUCCACCACCACAACUACCACCACAUGCACCUCAUCAGAGUCAGGCGCUUCUUCUUCUUACAGCUGGGAUGGUGUAAGAGAUCACUGGGGUAAAGUCUCCAGUCCUCGAGCUCGCACUAUGGCCACUUUCAACUCCCUGAUGGGCCGCAGCCUCAGCCUUGGUGACCUGAGCCACUCUCCUCAGACGACACAGAAAGUGGAGCGCAUCGUGAAGGAGGUGAAGCGGCGAGGCCUGAAGGCCGUGUCUGAGCGCGACCGCAAGAUUGCAGCUUUGAUGCUUGCCAGAUACCAGGAGGAAGACAUCAUGAGUCAGACCCGCUAUGUGGCUCACCUUCAGUGGGAUAGUGAACGCAGAAUGGAGGAGCUACGACGAGAGCAGGAGGACCGAGAGAAGCAGCGUGCAGUGCUUCAGUGCCAGCGGGUGUGGCAGACCCAGGUGUCGAUACGUCAGCGACGACUCAGCCAGCAGGAGCGACAAUCAGCAGCUGCCAAGAUGCGACAGGCUGAGGAGAGCGAGGAGCGAUGGAGGGAGCUUGCAGAGCAGCAGGAACGUAACCGCCUGUUGAGAUUACAGCAGGCAGCACGAGAAGAGAAGCAUAAGAAAGCUCUUCAGGAACAGAAUCUGAAGGCCCUGGAGGAGGAGAGGGCGGCCAUGCUGGAACAGGAGAGGCUGCUGCUGAAAGAGAAGCUCACCAUGGCCGAGCUGAAGAGGCAAGAGAAGGAGCACCAGGCCCAGGAGGACAGACGAGGUCUGAACAAAGCAGAGAAGAGACGUCACGCCGCCCUGAGACAGGAGAUCGCACGCAGAGAGCAGGAGGAGAGGGAGGAGGCCAGGAGGGCAGCAGAGGAGAAGCUCAGCCGCUCCCUGGAGAAUUAUGAGCAGAUAGUUGAGCGUCGAGGGCAGGAGCUUAAAGAAAAGGCCAAGCGUGAGGAGAAGCAGAUUCAGAAAGCACGCAAGGCCGCAGAGAAGCGCGAAAAGCAACAGCAGCAGCUUCUGGAAUCUCGUGCAAAAGAGGCAGAGAAACGAGCCCAACAGGCGGCUUUAGUGGCCGAGGAGAGGGCCAAAGAGAAAGCUCAGCGGGCAGUCCAGACCCGGCAGGAGAAGGAAAAACUCCAGAGGCUCAACAGGCAGCGAGUGGAAGAGGAGGAGAAGCAGAGGCGCCUGGAGCUGCUCCAGUCCAUUGAGAGGAAGCUCGAGAAGAGUGAGCAGAUCUUCAAGGAAAAGAGGGCCGUGCUGGAGAGUGCUCGCUCUGUGGCCAGAGCCUCUUUUCAUGUACGAGACAAAGUACGGGAGGAGACCAACAUGCGUACUUUUGAUAAAAUGGCCCUGGAAGCUCAACUCAAAGCCAGCAUAGACGAUAAAUAAACCCAUAGCUUUGUUGUGGACUCUGGUCAUGUGCUUGGCUCUUGCCUUCAUUGUGGCCGUCAUCACUCAACAGCUUUACCCUUCUUCCCAUAAAGUCCAACAGUGUUAGUUUUUCCGAGUCUUACAUAUCUUCAGCUUGUUUCAUUAGGCUACAUUUUUGACCAUUGUUUUUUUAUAUUAGAUCCUGUCAAAGUAAACCAAAUCAUUUUGUAUCUUGGAUGUAAUGAGACUACAAACUAUAUCAGCGAUCAUAAAUGAACCGCAAAGCCUGUAUGAGACAUACAGUCGACUUCACAAUAGGUGAGAGCUUAGAGAGUGCUGCCUUGAGCAGCAACGCAACCCCUCCUCUCUCUUUCUCUUUGCCCUCUGCUCCGUCUAUCUCAGCCACUGGACUGAAAGCUGUGUGGGAAUGAAAAGAGUCAUUGUUUACCAGGAAGCACAACUCCAUGACAACUGCAGAGGCUUUUUAGUGAGCACUCUUGUAAAGGAAAAGUAAGCGCAAAUGGUUUUAGACCCCAAAGCAAAUGAGGGAUCCUUUUGUACAUGCACAGUGACACAGCCAGAUAUAGCAAUGGAAAUGAAGCCCUAGGCAGGACACUUGUCUGCACCUAACCGCUGACAUUGCAGCACAGGAAGGCCGUGUGCACAAGAGCUGUGCUGAUGAAGCAUCAGAGAACGCCAAUUCCUGCAGCAGGGACUUUCUGCCUCCCCCUGUCUCUCGUCUUCAUGUCAGAUUACACUAAACAGUGAGGGAUUCUGAGAGACAGGCAACUUUUGACUCACCCGCAGACGAUCUGCUCCCAAAACAGCCGCCUGGUGACCAAGUCAAGGUCAACAGGUCCUGGUGAUGAACGAGAGCUGGUGAUGUAAACCUACAAUCCUCGUGACAGAACCUUUCUUCCCACACUGAACUUUAUCAAAGUGUAACACACAACUUAUCUCUCCCCUGAUGAUAAAAACAUCCAUAUCAAGAGUUUUUACUCAUUUUAAACUAGUAUCAGUGCCAUCUAUUGUCCUGCUGAGAACAGGAACCCAGAUAUGAGCCUAAAGCCUUUUUACCUGCAUAAAUGAAACGACAUGUACAAGGUUCAAACACAGCUUUAUUAACAUCAAGGCAUGUUGUUCAGU
This is a messenger RNA of Micropterus salmoides (largemouth bass), 4104 nucleotides long. RefSeq names its product coiled-coil domain containing 177 (gene ccdc177). The transcript has 3 exons. The coding region runs from base 427 to 2976 and encodes 849 amino acids. The record is from RefSeq and is a predicted model, not a curated record. Lineage: Eukaryota; Metazoa; Chordata; Actinopteri; Centrarchiformes; Centrarchidae.